Cornus florida is the source of this 983-nucleotide messenger RNA. RefSeq lists its product as uncharacterized. The transcript is spliced from 7 exons. The record is from RefSeq and is a predicted model, not a curated record. Lineage: Eukaryota; Viridiplantae; Streptophyta; Magnoliopsida; Cornales; Cornaceae. Bases 80 to 814 code for a protein of 244 amino acids.
CAGAAUAUUUCCUUUGUGGUAGCUAGCCACCACAAUCAACUAUUGUUACAACCUUGAUUUCCAAUAAAGGAGAAGAUUGAUGGGCCAAUCAUUGAACAAACUAGCUCCUGGAAGUGAGGAAAAGAAGGCUAAGGAGAUUGGUCCCACCAUUGACCUCUGCUACCAAAAAUACUUUGCCAACAAGAAGGAUUGGCGCUCAGAUGACUUCUACCAUGCAGUAUGCCAGACGGUGGAAAAAAUUAACAAAAAGCUAGGUACCACACAGUUUCGUGUACCAGAGACCAACAAACUUAAGGAAGUAUUUGAAAAAGCCGCUCCAUUGAGGGAGGAAUUUCAGAAAAUCAUGGAGGAUGUGAUCAUUCUUGAGCCAGGAUUUACAGGAAGUGAUGAUCAGGAAAAGAAGGAUGGUAUUGACCGUUUCCACCAAACAUACUUAGCCAACAAGAAGGAUUGGAGCUCAGCUGACUUCUACUAUGCAGUAUGCGAGACGGUCGAAGACAUUAAUAAAAACCUCGGUACCACGUACACGAUGUAUCGUGUAGCAGAGACCAACAAAGUUGAGGAAGUAUUUAAAAAACUGUACGCCUCUCCAUCGAGUGAGGAGGAAUUUCAGAAAAUCGUGCUGGAUGUGAUUGUUGAGUCCAGAGUUACAGGUUCAGGAGCUAAGGAUCUAUUGCUUUACACCUUUGGAGUUCCAGUAACUGCACUUUGGAUCAAAAAUUGGGUCUUCCCCAAAGCCCCUCCUAAUGAAUUCUUCAUUCCCUUUGUCACUUCUGCCACUGUUUUCCUUCUUGCCAAGCUCAACAAGAUAUAAUAAUCCAACAUCUUCAUUCUUAUAUAUAUAUAUAUAUAUGUACUUCUAUAAUUGAAUUGAAUUGAAUUGUAUACGUACUGUAAUUCUUUUUUAUCUACCUACUGUUGUUUUUAAUUUGUUAAUUAUUAUGUUUGAAUUAUUCUUUAAUUAAUUACCUUUCACUGGUUUA